Eutrema salsugineum is the source of this 1131-nucleotide messenger RNA. Its product is annotated as lon protease. The record is from RefSeq and is a predicted model, not a curated record. The transcript has a single exon. The coding region runs from base 60 to 893 and encodes 277 amino acids. NCBI's taxonomy places the organism in Eukaryota, Viridiplantae, Streptophyta, Magnoliopsida, Brassicales, Brassicaceae.
UUUUAAUCUCAUUCGUGGCUUACCACAACUGACCCUCUUCCUUUUCCUCCUUCACUCUAAUGGCGCUACCAAGCGCAGUCUCAUCUUCUUCCUUCAUCAAAUCUACGCCGCCGUAUCCCUCCGCCUUCAACCCUCAAUCUCUACAUCUCCCAGCUACUUACCGAAGCAGAAACCGUCGAAGCUGUAAGCUCAUCUCCUUCCGAUGCUCAUCGUCGUCGUUCUCCGAGAAACACCACAACGUGAACCCACCCAAAUCGGAUGACCUCGUCGAGCUCCCUCUCUUUCCACUACCUCUCGUCCUCUUCCCCGGCGCAACCAUCCCGCUCCAGAUCUUCGAGUACCGUUACCGCGUUAUGAUGCAAACGCUCCUCCAAUCCGACCUCCGAUUCGGCGUCGUCUACUCCGACGCCGUAUCAGGUUCCGCCGCCGGUAUCGGCUGCGUCGGAGAGAUCGUGAAGCACGAGCGGCUCGUCGACGAUCGCUUCUUCCUAAUCUGUAAAGGCCAGGAGCGAUUCCGCGUGACGGAUCUCGUCCGUACGAAGCCCUACCUCGUCGCGAAGGUGACGUGGCUGGAGGAUCGACCGUCCGGUGAGGAGAAUCUGGACGAAUUGGCUAACGAGGUUGAGGUUCUGAUGAAGGAAGUGAUCCGAUUGUCGAACAGAUUGAAUGGGAAACCAGAGAAAGAGGCGCAGGAUCUGAGGAAGAAUCAGUUCCCGACUCCGUUCUCGUUCUUCGUCGGAAGCACGUUCGAAGGAGCUCCAAUGGAGCAACAAGCGCUUCUGGAGCUUGAGGACACGGCGGCUAGGUUAAAGAGAGAGAGGGAGACGCUGAGGAAUACGCUCAAUUACUUGACCGCAGCUUCUGCAGUGAAAGAUGUCUUCCCAUCUCCAUAGCUAUAUCGGUACCUAGAUAUUUUCUGGUCUCUCUUCAGUGUUUUUCAGUUAUUGGGUACGCUAAAUUUGGUCAAUGUGUAAAGUUUUAUAAACGUAGGUUCUAGAUGGUGGAGAUGUUCACAUAGGAUCGUAUAGUUUGGAUUGAUCAAGAAACUGUGUUUUACUUGAUUGUCUCUAUGAUCAAAGAAUAGUCUGGUAAUGCAAGUAAGGUUCUUAAUACCAAAUCAUUGCUUCUCGA